AUGGGUAUCCCCCAGAAAGAUCUCGACCAAAUCGCAGCAGAUCUUCGCUCCCCCAAGCAUCUCGAGCAACACAAGAGCACGAAGGCAGCGGAGGAUCUUCCGGGCCUUGGGCAGUUUUACUGUAUCGAAUGUGCAAAAUGGUUCGAGAGCGAGUAUAGUCUGGUUGGCCACCGGAAAGGCAGCACGCACAAGAGAAGAGUCAAAGCGUUGAAGGAUGAACCCUAUACACAGAAGGAAGCCGAGGCAGCGAUUGGGUUGAGGACGGAUAAUGGGCCUCGACAGGCGGCCAAGGACACUACAGAGGAUGUGGAAGUGGAGAUGAAUGAUGGAGUGGCAACUUGA
Messenger RNA from Amorphotheca resinae ATCC 22711, 342 nucleotides. RefSeq lists its product as hypothetical. Bases 1 to 342 code for a protein of 113 amino acids. The record is from RefSeq and is a predicted model, not a curated record. Lineage: Eukaryota; Fungi; Ascomycota; Leotiomycetes; Helotiales; Amorphothecaceae. The transcript has 3 exons.